Molecule: messenger RNA, 314 nt
Organism: Rhizophagus irregularis DAOM 181602=DAOM 197198
Lineage: Eukaryota; Fungi; Glomeromycota; Glomeromycetes; Glomerales; Glomeraceae
Source: RefSeq, a predicted model, not a curated record
UUCAACUAAUUCAGAAAUCAAAUAAAAAUUUUUCAAAGAAUAAUUCUUUUAAAUAAGAAAUUAAAAAUAUCUAAACACAAAUACAAAAAGAUCUAAAUGCUAUAAAAAUGAAUUUGCGUCAAAUCUUAUUUGCUCUCUUGAUUGUACUUAUGGCUACUAUCGUAACAGCCUCUCCUUUGAAUUUAGAUCAAUUAAUUAAGAGAAAAAAUGCUCAAAAAGACGAAAGUCCAUCGAAAGAAAAAGACGGCAAAGUCAAGGCUAUGUUUACAUCUUCUGGACAUGGCUCUGAUCUUUUAUCUUCCGCAACUGGAUAA